Molecule: messenger RNA, 882 nt
Organism: Zasmidium cellare ATCC 36951
Lineage: Eukaryota; Fungi; Ascomycota; Dothideomycetes; Mycosphaerellales; Mycosphaerellaceae
Exons: 1
Coding region: 1-882 (293 amino acids)
Molecular function (GO): protein binding
Source: RefSeq, a predicted model, not a curated record
AUGGACCAUCCGCACAACCGCACGCAGAAUGCGGCUUCGUCAGGAACUUCGAUAUCGCAAGCUACGUAUUCCAACGCCUACUGGGCUACCGAACAAUUUGACGACGACGACGACUUGAUUUACAGCCAGGAAUUCAUUUCCUGGAUCAAGCAAUCAGGACUUCACGUUGGGCAACAGGAGCUUGCGGGACCACAUUCACCCCGUUUGGUGUCGGAAGAUCAAGCAUCCAUUCCGUCUGGGGUGAAUUAUAACACCCAGACCUCCAUAUGUGGUGUACUUGAAAGCUGUCGCGCUACAGAUGAUCACCUACCAUCAAUGACAAACGUAGUCGAACAGCUCCUGGAAAAUGGUGCAACUCCAAACCAAACAAACGCCAGGGGCGAGAGUCUACUGCAUCUUGCCGUCGCUCUUGGUCAUAUUCCAAUCGUCACUCUGCUACUUGAAUACAGCGCAGAUCAUCAUCUCAAGACUGGCGCGGGAGAAAGUGUCUGGCAGUUCGGUGCCAAAGCAUCCCAGAAGCUCAUGCCGAUUGACCUUGUUGAAGGCGAAGCGCCAGAUCUACUGGCGCGGACUAUGGCUUGUGCCCGUAUCGAGUUUGCCAGGAACACAGUACGGUUCAAUCCGAACCUCAUCGUCAAUCGCAUUAGCAGACGGAAAGAUCGACGUGGCCACCGUCAAGUCAAUUCCCACAACUCGAGCCUGGAGCGGCUAGAGUGGAUGGACCAGCAUACAACACGCCAAGAGGUGAUAGUCAACCCGAUCGUCGAGCAAGGCCAAUAUUGGGACGUGCCAAACCAUUUCGACGACCUCUACUUCUUUUCAUGGUCUGGCCAAUUCGAUGACCCCGUGCUUGACGAAGAACCGGACCUGGCAUGGCAGUGA